AAGAAGAAGAAGAAGAAGAAGAAGAAGACAAAAUAAAUAAAUAAAUCAUCUUCCGACUCAGUUGAGCGCCAAGUCCAAGCGCGUGCACGGCCUCAGUUUUCAUCGCAGGCGCGCCCCCCAGCGGCCGGAGCGCACACGGCGAGGAGCAGCGAGUGCGCGCCCGGUGAGACCGCCGCUGAAGCAGACACGUCCGCGUGCACACUCAGACGUCACUCAGCAUGGACUACGCCGCCAACAGCUACACCACCGCAGCCAGCGCCAACGCUUCUUUCGCCGCCAUGAGCCUCAACGAGCACGUGCAGGUGACAGCUUCUGCCAAGAUGGAGAACGGCGCCGUGGACAAGAAUGUCGCAGGCCUCAAGUCACAAACCUGUGGAAGCAAGGUGGCUGCCAGACCUCAGCCAGACGUGACCAGUGGACAAAGCAGUCCCGGCACUCCAAAGUCCCCUUCCAGUCAGGCACUCCCUGGAAAGUCAGUGGGCGACGCCCACAAAGUAAAGAAGGUGGCGGUUGUCCGCAGUACGCCCAAGUCACCAGGUUCCCUGAAGAGUCGCCCCCCGGCUCCCCUGGCUGCCGCCACCACGCCUGUACCCGACUUGAAAGGCGUCAAGUCCAAGAUCGGAUCAACAGAAAACAUCAAGCACCAGCCGGGCGGCGGAAAGGUGCAUAUCCUGGACCAAAAGGUGGACUACAGCACUGUGCAGUCAAAGUGCGGCUCCAAGGCUAACCUCAAACACGUGCCCGGUGGCGGCAACGUUCAAAUCCUGGACAAGAAGAUGGACAUAACAGGCGUGCAGUCCCGGUGUGGCUCCAAGAUCAACAUGAAGCACACGCCAGGAGGCGGCAAGGUCCAGAUCGUGCACAAGAAGGUGGACGUGAGCAGUGUGACGUCUAAGUGUGGAUCCAAAGACAACAUCCGUCACAAACCAGGCGGUGGUAACGUGGAGAUCAAGAGUGAGAAGCUGGAGUUCCGUGUUCAGUCCAAGGUGGGAUCUCUCAACAACAUCGGCCAUGUUCCUGGAGGCGGUCAGAGGAAGAUCGAGAGCCACAAACUGACCUUCCGUGAGAGCGCCAAGGCCCGCACCGACCACGGCGCAGAGAUCGUGUCGUUGGAGGACUCCCCCCAGCAGCUCAGCACCGUGUCGUCCUCCGGAAGUCUCAACAUGGCCGACCCCCCGCAGCUCUCCACGCUGGCCGACCAGGUGAGCGCCUCGCUGGCCCAGCAGGGCCUGUGAGCGUCGCCCUGCCUUCCUCCUCCUCCUCACUGGACUCUUUGUCAUCGCCAUCACUGUACCGCCAUCCAGCUGUUAGACGCAUCCACGACUGUCCCUAUUAAGUCCUACUGUUAAGACGCAUCCCCAACUGUCCUACUGUACGCCAUCCAGCUGUUAGACGCAUCCCCAACUGUCCUACUGUACGCCAUCCAGCUGUUAGACGCAUCCCCGACUGUCCCACUGUACGCCAUCCAGCUGUUAGACGCAUCCCCGACUGUCCCUAUUAAGUCCUACUGUUAGACGCAUCCCCGACUGUCCCUAUUAAGUCCUACUGUUAGACGCAUCCCCGACUGUCCUACUGUACGCCAUCCAGCUGUUAGACGCAUCCCCGACUGUCCCACUGUACGCCAUCCAGCUGUUAGACGCAUCCCCGACUGUCCCUAUUAAGUCCUACUGUUAGACGCAUCCCCAACUGUCCUACUGUACGCCAUCCAGCUGUUAGACGCAUCCCCGACUGUCCCACUGUAUGCCAUCCAGCUGUUAGAUGCAUCCCGCGGGCAGAAGUUGGCUCCAGUUUGUGUACACGUGUUGAAGAGCCCGUCGUCUUGGGGCACAUUUAAGACGACCAAAAGUGUUUUUAUGGUGAAAGUUGUUUGUUUGACUUGUGUUUUGGUUCCAUUUGGGCGGACGGAGAAUGCCAACUAGCGAAGUAACCUCCCUCUCCGUCCAGCAGGGGGCGGUACCUUCCUUUGCAUCACUUCCUGUAGUAACACUGGCUAAUUGACGAGCUACCUACUGUUCCGUGUCGCUCAUUUCCUUUUAUUUGAAGCAUAUUUGUCGGUCUUUCUAAAAAGCGUUUUUAACCACUGAAGUUCCCGCUCUUGCGUCACUUCCUGCAUGGGUGACAAAAGUAGUGUUUAGAAGAGAGGAGGUGCAUGCUAACUCCUGGGAACGUGACUCACCUUUUGUACACGCAGUGUUGCCAAUGUGAUUGUUGUGACUCCACUAAUGACUUGUUGCUGGAUGUUUGGAAAUAAACGCUAAGUCACUGA
This is a messenger RNA of Nerophis lumbriciformis (worm pipefish), 2266 nucleotides long. Its product is annotated as microtubule-associated protein tau-like. The record is from RefSeq and is a predicted model, not a curated record. Lineage: Eukaryota; Metazoa; Chordata; Actinopteri; Syngnathiformes; Syngnathidae. Gene Ontology annotation, molecular function: microtubule binding. Gene Ontology annotation, biological process: neuron projection development; microtubule cytoskeleton organization. Gene Ontology annotation, cellular component: neuron projection.